GGUGAAUCAGGUGAUCACGCGACAGGCGUGUGACCAAUCAGCUGAUGAGUUCAAAGGUCAACCUCGUGCUAGUCAUGGCAUAUGUCCUGUUCUCGGCGAUGUCUGCUCUGUUCUGUGCCUUCCUGCUGCUGGUGACCUCACCGCCGACCUCUCACUCCAACGUUCAGACUGACAUGGAGAAACUGGACGCUGUCGGGAAGGCCCUCCAGGACGGAAGCCUGUCAGACCCAGAGUUGGAAAGCGGUCUGAAGUGCAGUCUGUGUGAGAUGGGCAUGAGGGUGGUGCAGGACUUGUUUGUUAAAAACAAGUCACAGGAUGAAAUUGCCUCUGUCAUCACCAAGCUGUGCAUCACGUUUAGAGUGGAAGACAAGACAGUAUGUACCUACAUCGUGAAGGAAUUCAAGCAUGAGAUCCUGACAGUGAUUGACAAGCUUGCGCUCAGUCCCAGUGAAGCGUGCGGGCUGAUUGUGAGUGACUGCGGCAGCCCGUAUGACCCGACUUCGUUCUGGAACAUCACCCUCCCCAACACUCCUAAACCUCCGGUCACUCCACCCAAGCCUCCCAAGCCCGGUGCCCCAGUCAGUCGAGUGCUGUUCCUGUCUGAUGUCCAUGUGGACCUGCUGUACAAGCCUGGAGCUAACACAGACUGUGGGGAGCCUCUGUGCUGUAGGGCAAACAGCCCGGCUGGCAAAGCAGGCCCCACGCCUGCAGGUAAGUGGGGAGACUACCGGUACUGUGACACUCCACUGUGGACCCUGGAGAACCUGCUACAACACCUCGCACAGGAACAGUCGCAGUUUGACUACGCAGUCUGGACAGGUGACGUCCCGCCACACGAUGUGUGGAACCAGUCCCGGUCUGACCAGCUACACGUCCUGGACACUGUGUCAGCCAUGAUGCUGAAAUACCUGCACAUCCCCAUCUACCCCGCACUGGGGAACCAUGAAAGUGCACCUGUCGACAGUUUCCCGCCACCAUUUAUAACCGGUAAAGACUCCAUCUCCUGGCUGUAUGACGCUCUGGCACAGACAUGGACACACUGGACACCCAUCGGGACAAAGACCAACAUUGAAAGAGGUGCGUUUUACUCUGUGCUGGUUCGCCCCGGCCUGAGGCUGAUCUCCAUCAACACAAACUACUGCAACACGCGGAACUGGUGGCUGCUGCUGAAUACCACAGAUCCCGCAGGCCAGCUGCAGUGGCUCGCAGGUCAGCUGCAGCAGGCAGAGGACAUGGGGGAAAAGGUACACAUCAUUGGACACAUCCCACCUGGUACAGGGGACUGUAUGAAGGCCUGGAGCUGGAACUACUACAAGAUUAUAGACAGGUAUGAAAGCACGGUGGCUGCCCAGUUCUUUGGACACACCCACCGUGACCACUUUGAGCUGUUCUACGACAUGAAGAACCGCACCAGACCCACCAACAUCGCGUACAUCGGGCCGAGCGUCACGCCGUACCAGUAUCUCAACCCCGGGUACAAGGUGUAUGAGAUAGAUGGGAACUAUACCGGCAGCUCCAUGCAGGUUGUGAACCAGCAGACUUACAUCAUGAACCUGACAGAUGCAAACCUCACCGACAAACCCAACUGGACACUGGAGUAUGACACUAAGGAGGCUUAUAACAUGCAGUCGCAGACCCCUGCAGACUGGGACAGGUUUGUGCAGCGCCUGGAAAAAGACGACAAACUCUUCCAGCUAUACUACAGGUAUUACUACAAGUCGAACCCGACCGAGUCAUGUGACCAGAAGUGCCGGGCCGCCCUGAUCUGUGACCUGAAGACAGGUCGCAGCAACGACCCCAGCAUGUGCCCUUUGACCUCCGAGGUCACGUGGCAUGACCUUCAGAACUACCGGACAGCCAACAGGCUCUGCUGAGUUUAAAAUUCUCAAGGACAAACUUUCCACAAUUUUUUUAAAUUUUAAAAUAAUAUUUUAAGUAGUGUCAUGUAGGAUUAUUUUUGACAAUUCUUCUGCUGUUAAGUACUUAGUCUAGUGCCUUAAAUUAAAACAUAUUGGAAAGAUUGUGUUACUAGACAAAAUGCAUAGUUUUAUAGAUUUUAGCAUCGUUUUUUUAGAAUAACAGCUAGAAACUGUGCAAUGAGUUUUUAAUUCCUUGUAAUGUCACACACUCCCAUCACCAGAUAUAUGCAAUG
Branchiostoma belcheri (Belcher's lancelet) is the source of this 2152-nucleotide messenger RNA. RefSeq names its product sphingomyelin phosphodiesterase-like. Gene Ontology annotation, biological process: ceramide biosynthetic process; sphingomyelin catabolic process. The coding region runs from base 45 to 1874 and encodes 609 amino acids. Gene Ontology annotation, molecular function: acid sphingomyelin phosphodiesterase activity. The transcript has 15 exons. NCBI's taxonomy places the organism in Eukaryota, Metazoa, Chordata, Leptocardii, Amphioxiformes, Branchiostomatidae. Gene Ontology annotation, cellular component: lysosome. The record is from RefSeq and is a predicted model, not a curated record.